AUGACCCCGGAGUGGACGUCCCCGUCGACCGCGACCGUGAUGGAGAACACGGCCGUGAACACGGUGGUGCUGGCGGUGAAGGCGGUGGACGCGGACGAGGGACGGAACUCGUACGUGGAGUACUCGCUGGACCAGGGGGGGCAGGGGGGGCAGGGGUCGGAGCAGCAGCCGUUCGUGUUGGGGCCGGUGGAUGGGCUCUUGAGGGUCGGGGCGGGGUUGGAUCGGGAGACGGUGAGCAGGUAUGCGCUGAGGGUGACGGCGAGGGAUCGGGGAUAUCCGCCGAGGUCGUCCACGAUGACCUUCGUCGUGAGCGUCUUGGACGAGAACGACAAUGCGCCGAUGUUCGAUCCGAGGCACUACAGUGCGACGAUCCCGGAGAAUGCGACGAUCGGACUGUCGGUCCUUCAGCGAAACGUCGGUAGACGCUUACCCUUUCUGCAGUCCGUGUCGAUCGGUCGUAAACGCGGCGGUUUCUCGGUCCAGGUGUCGGCGACGGACGUGGACGCGGGGCUGAACGGGAAGAUCCGCUACGCCCUGGCGUCGGGGGACCCCGGCCGGGACUUCACGAUCGCGGAGGACACGGGGAUCAUCCGGGUCGCGAAGACGCUCAACUACGAGCGGCGGCACCAGUACUUGCUCACGGUGCAGGCGGAGGACUCGGGGCAGGAGGUCCGCUACGACUCGUGCACGGUGAGCAUCACGGUGAAGGACGUGAACGACAACCCGCCGGUGUUCCUGGACUCCCCGUACGUGGCCUGGGUCAUGGAGGAUCGAGGUCGGGGUCAUCCCAGGGCGUCGUCACAGGUGGUGGCGAGGGUGUCGGCCCACGACGCGGACUCCCCGCCGCACAACACCCUCAGUUACCGGUUGAAGGAGGGGGACAAGAGCGUGUUCGCCGUCAACGAUUCCACGGGGGACGUGUACCUGCUGAGGAGUCUCGAUCGGGAGACGCAGGCGUCAUAUAUUUUGGUCAUAGCUGCGAUCGAUUCUGGU
Darwinula stevensoni is the source of this 993-nucleotide messenger RNA. The record is from the annotation of a GenBank genome assembly. NCBI's taxonomy places the organism in Eukaryota, Metazoa, Arthropoda, Ostracoda, Podocopida, Darwinulidae.